AUGCGUGAUCACCAUGGAGAGAGAGUUGUUGUCACUGCAGACAACUCAACUCAUCCAGUAGCCAAAGAAGGUGACGUGACCAUUGACGUUGUCGGAAAUCCAUCAACCAAAAGUGUCAAGUUGCAUGAUGUUUACCACGUUCCAGAUUUGAUAGGACCGACUAGAACACCGAGCUGCAGCAGUCAUUGCUAUGUUAUGGUGUUGGUGGAUGAUCACUCAAGGUUCACUUGGGUGAAAUUUUUGAAAGAAAAGAGUGAGGCUCUGUCCAAGUUUAUGGAGUUCAGAGAUGCUGUUGAAAAGAAGUUCGGGAAGAUAAAGUGCCUCCGCAGUGAUAAUGGUGGAGAAUACAUGUCAGAUGCUCUUUAUAUAUUGCGAAGACAAUGGCAUUCAACGACAAAUGACUUGUCCAGACACUCCUCAGCAGAACGGUGUAGCGGAAAGAAAACUAGUUCAUCUCACCUCAGUUUGUCUUUCAUGGCUGCAUGA
This is a messenger RNA of Salvia splendens (bonfire salvia), 486 nucleotides long. RefSeq lists its product as uncharacterized. Lineage: Eukaryota; Viridiplantae; Streptophyta; Magnoliopsida; Lamiales; Lamiaceae. Gene Ontology annotation, molecular function: nucleic acid binding. The transcript has 2 exons. The coding region runs from base 1 to 486 and encodes 161 amino acids. Gene Ontology annotation, biological process: DNA integration. The record is from RefSeq and is a predicted model, not a curated record.